AUGGCUGCGACCGUGUCGUGGGGCUCCUGCCUGUUCGUUCAUCUUUUAAUAUUUGGAUGGUAUGUUUUCACGCUAUGGGCCAACUGCACAGUGAUCAGUACAGAAAGACACCCGGGAGCGAAAACAUACGGGGGCCGAUGGAAAUAUCUGACUUUCAUCAAUCUGGUCAUGCACACUGUGUUCUUCGGACUGUGUGUAUUCAUUGACAUCGUCCACUUGGUGCUCUCAGCCAAAGCGUUGCGUGGUGGGCUCCCAUCUCUGCUGGUUAAAUUAAGGGACAUCACAUUUACUGUUCUAGCUUUCCCAGUCGGCACAUUUGUAUUUUCUUCUUUCUGGUCCAUAUACGCCUAUGACAGGGAGCUGGUGUACCCAAAGUUCCUCGAUGAUAUUAUACCUGUCUGGUUGAACCAUGCCCUGCACACCAUCAUCGUUCCCCUGCUGUUUGUCCAGAUGUACAUUCAGAAUCAUCAAUAUGUUAGCAAAGUGAAAGGCGUCCUGGGCCUCGCAAUCUUUGCUUUACUCUAUCUGUCGUGGGUCCUCUGGGUGCACCAUGUCUCAGAUAUUUGGGUGUAUCCCAUCAUGGCCAAACUGAGCCCUGUGGGCCUUGUUCUGUUUUUCGGAGCUGCUGCUCUCACCAUGGCUCCUCUCUACCUGCUCGGAGAGAAGAUCAGCCGUAAAAUCUGGGGCAAUGCAGGGCCUCAAAAGAAAAAGAAGAAGUAAGACUAUGCUGGUGGGCAAGCUGAGGGAAAUGGAAGGGACCAGCAAGGGUUGUGUUAUGCAAGGACCUGACAAAUGGGGACGGAGCCACAGCACUGACUACCUCUCCAAGGACACAGAGGCAGAUGGAAAGAUCUCAGGCAACACAACUGGGCAAGCAAACUCUGCAUCCAGAGACAAUGUGAAACCAUCAUCUUAAAGUUUUGUCACAGACACCAACUUACUGACAUCCAGUUUACGAUGUGAAGUCAGCCCAUUCUCAAUAGGUCUUUGUUGUUUUCCUUAAUGGAGCAGACUUGCACUGACAUGGCUGCAUACACUACAUGUAAGAUGUGUGAUGCCACUAUUUGUCUCCCUUGUUAUUCCACUAGUUUUAUCAUUAUGCUGAUUUUGUCGAUACUGUAAACAUUUAUGUGAAAGGGACCUUUCCAAAUGUGCACUUGCUAUUUUUGCCUUGAUUUAAGGCUUUCAGAUGAAUUAGAUUUAUGAUGUAACUGUAAAAAAAAUUGAAAGCUAUCAGUGAAUUUUUUUUUUUUUGCUCUACUGGCUGAUAGUUGUUGACCAGAAGAGAGUGAUAUCCAGUUUCCUAUGCUCAACCCUGAAAUAAAAAAAAAAAGA
Lampris incognitus (smalleye Pacific opah) is the source of this 1335-nucleotide messenger RNA. Its product is annotated as androgen-dependent TFPI-regulating protein-like. The record is from RefSeq and is a predicted model, not a curated record. Gene Ontology annotation, cellular component: endomembrane system; membrane. NCBI's taxonomy places the organism in Eukaryota, Metazoa, Chordata, Actinopteri, Lampriformes, Lampridae. The transcript has 6 exons. Bases 1 to 720 code for a protein of 239 amino acids.